Pomacea canaliculata is the source of this 14691-nucleotide messenger RNA. RefSeq lists its product as uncharacterized. Lineage: Eukaryota; Metazoa; Mollusca; Gastropoda; Architaenioglossa; Ampullariidae. Bases 207 to 9686 code for a protein of 3159 amino acids. Gene Ontology annotation, biological process: regulation of DNA-templated transcription. The record is from RefSeq and is a predicted model, not a curated record. The transcript is spliced from 6 exons. Gene Ontology annotation, cellular component: nucleus. Gene Ontology annotation, molecular function: RNA polymerase II cis-regulatory region sequence-specific DNA binding; DNA-binding transcription factor activity, RNA polymerase II-specific.
AAAGUAGAAGUUGUCAUUCCCCGCGGUGUCGUCUGAUAAGGUGGACGUGUUGGUCGCACGCUGAUGUUGUUAACUUCUGUGCAGCGAGGAGCCAGAGUCGUUGUGUUCAUUUAAUUUUUCUGAAUGACUUAUAAAAGAAGUGGAAGUGCUUUCAUAAAGAAAAUACUAAUGAGCAGUUGUUAUAAGUAGGAACAUUGACCACAGUCAUGGAUAGCUCAAAAGAGAACAGAUGGAGUAGGGAUUUAGAGCAAGUGAACUUAAAAGAGGAGUUUAUUGAUUCUCCGGAGUGCGAAGAUGCAGUUUUGAUCCUGUCCUAUGAAGGAGAGCUUGUGGUUGUAACCAGAGAAGAUGAAUACAAGCAGGACGAUCAAGCCACUACAGAGUCUGUUCAUAAUCCAGAUGCUGAAACAAUUCAGAUUAAAGAGGACUUAAAAGAUGUUGAAGUGCAACAUAAUUUUGAAGAAAGUGAAAUUCAUGAGGUUAAAGAGGAAGAAGUGUUUGAAGGAGAAAAUACUGCAGAAUUUGAAAAGCAAGGAAAUGCCCUUGAAGAGAAAGUCAACAAGGCAAAAUCUGUGAUUCAAGAAAGUGAUUUACCACUUGAAGUGUUUGAACGACGAGCUGGAAACAUAUUCAGAUGUUGUUUUUGCCGUCAGAAAGUAAAAACACAGCCAUCAUUGCGUAGCCAUAUUCUUCGGCACCUAAAGAAUGGCAGCAUCCGCAAGUGCCGUUAUUGUGACUUUAUGACUGCUGUCACUCAGACUUUGCAUGAACAUGAAUGGAAACACACGAACUGGAGACCAUACAAGUGCCCCAACUGUCCUUUCAGAUGCCGUCUCAAAUCUGAUUUGGGGAAACAUAGAGCUACACACAGCUAUUACAAAAAGUUCUCCUGCCAUCUGUGUUCUUAUCGCACCAAGUGGCGUUCUUCACUCACAUAUCACUUAGACCGUCAUUCUGAUGUUCGGACUCUCCCACAUGCUUGUAGGCAGUGUGGUCAGGCAUUUAAGUUUGAAUCUGGUCUUCGUCAUCAUUUGAGGCAACGUCAUACAGAUGUCAAGCCUUUGCAGUGUGAUCAGUGUCCUUUUAGAUGUAAAACAAAAUACGAAUUGAACUACCACAAGACCAGCCACAGUGAUUACCGUCCAUUUGCCUGUAAAUUUCCUGGCUGUAAACGGGCUUGCAAGACCAAAUCAGACUUUACAAAACAUAUGAAAAUUCACAUAAAUGCCAGGAAUCAUGUAUGUGACUUGUGUGGUAAAGGCUUCAAAUUUGUGACUUCUUUAAAGAAGCAUGCAACAGUUCACUCUCAAGAAAGAAAUUUUGAGUGCCAGAUUUGCAGGAAGAAAUUCAAGACCAUUGCAGCUUUGAGACAGCAUAACCUUCUACAUCAGGGCCUGAAACCAUACAGAUGUGAUGUUUGCCUAAAAGCCUAUAGUAAUAGAAACAAUCUUCUGCAUCAUAAGCAAGUGCACGAAGGAGAGCGUCCAUUUAAAUGUCCAAUAUGUGUCUAUGGAGGUCGUGAAAUGGAGCAUCUUCUUUUGCACAUUGGCAGUGAACAUCUUAAAGACUUUACCUAUGUCUGCAGCAUAUGUCACAAACCUUUUGGAAAGUCACAUAAUCUUCAGGUGCACUUGAAGAAAUGCCACAAGGAAAAGAUGACUGGAAAAAUUGAUGCACUUGUCUACAAACCUCAGUAUUUAGACAUAAAUCUCCAGCCAGAAUAUGAGAAGCAAUUUACUCAUUUAAUAUCUGGUUCAGACCAAGGUAGAGUUGCAGGAUCUAGCUGUUCUAUCUCUCGCAUUUCACAAGGUCAUGCGUUCAAAAAAAGAGAAAGUCAGUCAGAUUGGGAUUCUUCAUCAUCAGAACUAGUGGGUGUUCCCCAGACACCUGAUACACAUUUAAAGGAAGAGUUUGAGUCAUCAUCCUCUGCUAAAGCAUCAGAUUAUCCACCAGUUAUUCAGAUUGGAACAUAUGGUGGUGUUGGUUUUUGUGUGGCCAGAAAAGGGUCAGGCUUUGUGUUUAAUCUUAAUAAGCGAGGCAAGAAGCCCAAUAAGUGGUUCAUGGCUCUGGAACAUAUGACACCAGUUGAUGCCAAGAGACACAAAGCAUUCUUGAGACGAAAGGAAAGAGAAUUUGUCUUGUCUCAGAAUAGAAGAAGAAAACCAUCCUUUCAUAAAAAAUUCCAGAAUCACAGAGGCAAAAUGUUGCCUGCACCAAAUGAGAGAAUGGUAAACAAAUCUAAAAGGUCUUUGGCAUCUGCCAGAAAUGACAAACCUUUAAACCAAAGGCUUGCAAAGGAGUCAAAGAAUAAUCUUAAUAAACAAAGCCAAUUGGGACAUGUAUGCAUUGCAAAAAGGAGGACUAGAAGCCAGGCUAUAGCUGGAGAACUGUUGGACCAGAAUGAAUCUGAUGCAAUUUUUGAGACUGAGUUAAAGAAAGCUGUGAUGGUAAGCCUCUCAGAAACUGUACAGAAGAAUAAAAAGCAAGGUCAUGGUCAUUCCAAUGAAGAACAGCCUGACAAAGUUUUUCUUUCUAGCAUCCAAAGAGAAACUGAACAAGUUCUUGACUCGACCUCUCAGUCUAGUUCACAUAAUUCGAGCAGUACCUUUAUCAGUAAAGCUGAUGAAAUUCCCAUGUGUUCUGGUGCUUCUUCUUAUCCUGCCUCAGUUUUAGACAAAGCAAUAGAUGAAUUUUGUCUGUCCCAUGCUUCAGAUGUUGGCACUGCUGGUCAGUGUUCCUUGGCAGCAGACAGGAAGAACUGUAAAAAGUCUGGCCCAAAGCCGAUAGCACAAGUUUUGACAAACGGGGGCAGAAAGAAACAGUUGUCAAAAACAGUCGCCACAGAGGAAGAAGUUGCUAUAAAAACGGCUAAACUGAACCAACAUGAAGUUUGUAUGUCAUCUAGCAGUGACACCACUUCCCAAGCACCAGAAAAAAGUGAAAUUCCUUUGUGCAGAGUGAAGUUGGAACCUUUAGAGUUUGGGCAGAUGUGGGCUCAUGCUUUAGCUAGCCAGGUUAAUGACUGUGUUUCAGAAACACAGCCACUGUCUCUAGUAAACAAUACACCUCAAGAUCCUACGCAAGGGAUGUCCUGGUAUUGUGCCAGAAGUAAGGAAAGGGGCUUGUGCUCAGUCCGAAACAGACCUCUACUUGAAAAAUCUAAGUAUUUGCAGAUCUCAUUACCUGAUAUAUGCACCAGUCCAAAAGUCAAAGAAAUGCUUCUCUCCCAAGGUUUUAUCAAAACAUCAAGAAAGGUCUGUCACAAAAUUGAUGCAACAUUCAAGAAAUACAAAAGCACAUCAGGGGCAGAAAAAACCCACAGAGAAACUCUUGGUAUUGGAGGUCUAUUAGUCGCAACGGCUGGCAGUCCUGCUGCUAGAAGAGAUCCCAAAGUUAAGCAGAUGGAGAAGAAGGCAAGAGCCUUUGCCCUUAAACAAUUAAAAAUACAGGCAAUGGGUAAGCACAAUAGUGACGAAAAACAAAGAGCAGUUUGUAAACGGUCUACUCCAUGGUCACUUAACAGAUGCCCUCCGAAUGACAGAGUUGUAAGAGAAAGGGUACCAAAGGUAAAUAGUGUUGAUGGUGGAAAGAAUGAAUCAUUAGAAAUAAACAGUGAUGUUUUCGAUGAUGAACAUUUUACAUGUGGUGGGGUUUAUUCAGAAAAUCUUAGGAACUUACAGGAAAAUUUAAUGGUCAGAACAGAAAAAGAUGAUUUCUGUUUCAUAGAGCAGAGGAAAGAAAACAUGAAAUCAUCAAGUAUGCUUUCUUUGCCUGUGUUGUCAGAAAGUGCAAAUGAUGUUAAUACAUCUACGGAAGUUACCUGUGCCAAGAAAUCUAGAAGACAUUCAGUAAAAUCCAGACAGUCCAAACAGAAACAUGAAUCAGAAAAUCUGACACUGGAUUUUGUAGUUCAUGAAACUGAUAGAUGUGGAACCUUGCCAGAUUUGCCAUUAACUAUUUUUUCCAAUUCUGCCAGUACAUUAUCUAGUUGUGAUAGAAACUCCUCUUCACCACAAGAACCAACAGCAGAAAAUGUGCAUAAAGCUAUGUGCUUACUAGAUCCUCAGAGGAAUACACAUUUUAAUUUUUAUUCUGAGGUUAAGGAGAAUUUGCCAAGUAAUACAGAAGCAAUUUCAAAUGGUGCUUCAAAUGCACCAGAUGUGAAUAAUGAUACAUCUAAUGCCGCAAACCUCACUAAUGCAUUUUACUCAUCUGCUUCUCAAUUGGAAUGUAAUUUAGAUGUUUCAUCAGUUGUUAUCAGUCAUUCUGUUGAUGAUAGGGACAGCACGGAUGCUGAAGACUCACAAGCUGUCAGCAGCUUAAAAGGAGCUGUACGGAGUGCUGUUUCAAAAAUAAACUCAGUGCCUACAACCAGAUCUGCCUCCACUGGAGUGUCACACUUAGUUUCUGAAUUUUUGCGGAAAGAACUGGUGAUAAUGGUGACCCCAGUUAAUCUUAAGUUCAGCACUGCAAAGCAACCACAGUCUAAAGCUGCUUAUGAUAAUACACGUAGUAUUCACCAUACAAAACGUGAAAUAUGCGUGCAUAAACAGGGCAAAUCACCCAAAGCAAAAGUAUCUCACCACAUUUGUGAUAGCACAUAUGUCACAAGUGUCGCACAAAAGGAUGCAGAGUUCUCACAGAAACAGUCAAGAAAGAGCCAGGACACACAUGAGCCACCCAGUCACUCACCAUCUUCUGCUCCUGCAAACAGGUUAGCAAGAAGAAAAGUAUCAAGAAAGAUUGUACUAUCAAGCAGUUGUUCAUCAGACACUAAUAUAAAGAGCUGUGUCAAUGACUCCAUGAUGAAUUGCGGUACAGCCUCUGGUGCCUUGCCAUGCAACGAAAAAUCUAGUCAGCUAGAACCUUUGAAAGUGAAAUACACCACAAAAAAGACCAAUAAUCAGACUGACUCUGAUAACAGUAAAGAUGCUUACAUCACACCUGUAACAAGAGUUAAAGACCUGCUUCAAAUCUGUGUUGAAAACAACAUAUAUAAUACUUACAAAGAAGACAUCUUUUCAAAUGUGGCCACACUGGCUGAAGAUAAAGUGAGUGUGCAAAAAAAGCUGAAAAAAGCAAAAAUUAAAACACAUACAAGAACAACGACAGUGUUUGCAUCAGAAGGCUUAACAGAUUAUUCAAGAGAAGGGUCGGAAGUCCCUGAUUUGAGGGCCACUUUACAUGGGGAAGUGAGAGUCAGCAAUGAGUGUGAUGGUCAUCCUCAAGAGAAGAGCAACAUGGCUGUGUUGUCCGAGAGUGGAAAACAGAAAACACAGUGUUCUAAGUCAGAAAAACUGUUUUGUAAAAAUACUCACUUGACAGCAGGAAUGAAAGUUACUGACAGUUUAAAGAGCAAAGAGUGUCCUAAACCACCAAAAAGGAAAGGGAAGUUUCUAGGGCUUGAAUCAGAUUUAAAGUACUCCAGAUUGAGUCCACCUUUGACCGCAGAGAAGUCUAGUCUUGGGCCAUUUAUGGAUAAAGAUACAGGCUCUGUAGCAUCUGUAGAUUUCAGUGUGACAGAAGUAUCACAUGCUAAGAAGGUAGGGAGACCUGCUAAGAAGGUAGGGAGACCUGCGAAGAAGGUAGGGAGACCUGCUAAGAAGACAGAUACACCUACUAAGAAGAUGGACACACCUGCUAAGAAAGCAGAUAUAUCUGUUAAGAAUACAAACACACCUACUAAGAAAGCAGAUAUAUCUGUUAAGAAUGCAAACACACCUACUAAGAAAGCAGAUACACCUGCUAAGAAGAUGGACACAGCUGCCAAGAAAGCAGAUACACCUGCUAAGAAGAUGGACACACCUACGAAGAAGACGGAUAUAUCUGUUAAGACAGCGGAUACACCUAAGAAGAUGGACUCACCUACUAAGAAAGUAGAUACACCUGCUAAGAUGAUGGAGAGAACUGUUAGGAAGGUAGGGAGACCUCCCAAGAAUAAAGUAUUACCAAGUAAUCAGAGUUCUCAUUCCUCUGUCGAUGACACACAGAAAAUUAUGGAAGGCACUUCAGGAGAAAGGAACAAUAUUACAGAAGGCAGCGUUCUGUGUGUAACUAAGUGUUCUGGUCACAACAGUGGUCAUGUAUUUUCCAAGCAACAAAACAACAACAAAGAAUUGAUACAGAAUUCCCAGAGCCCUUCAUCUGAAAGAGGGAAAGACCCAAAGAACUGUGUUCAUAGAAUAAAAAAAAGGUGUACAGCUAAACUGUCGAAACAACUUCAGCCUACAAUUCAAAAAAGACCAAGACGUGGGCAGUUCCAUAGAAAUGAGCCAGAAAAAAGUGAAGUGCAUAACAAAGGUAAAAGGAGGAGUGUGUCCAAUGCAGCAAGUGGCAAGACAACGACUGUCCAAGAGACGCAAAGAAUAAAUAACAGUGCUUUCAAAAUAAUAAAGCCUUGUGCCGAUGGGAAAAUUUUAGACUCUGAGAAAGCUCAAGAAGCAAGGAAGAAAAAGAAAUACAUGUAUGUGGAGCGUGAUCUGGGUACUGGUCCAGAUCAGCUGCCAGUUAUCAAGCGCAGACCUGGACGACCUCCCCGACCAAAAGUUAUCCUUGACUGCUCACAAACAAACUUGUGUUUCCCAUUGCAGGAGUCCAGGAACACUGCGUCUAUUCCCCUGUUAGUACCUGAGCCAAGUGAAACCUCAACAGUGCCUGAGGUAGACGUUAUUGAUGAGUCAGUAAUUAUGCUCCCGAAAUUCGACCAGGAGUUUGUGAAUGGGGAAACAGUAACAAACAACGUUACAAGAUCAAGUCAUUCACCUCCAGUUUUAGCACCAGAACCUUUGAUAAUACUACCACCUGAUCCCAGAUGUGUCACAGCAAAUGUCGAUAGCGAGGAUUCAGACGUGGAGUACGUCGGUGCUGACUAUGUGCAUGUAGACCUUAGUGCUCAGCAGCUUCCCCUGCAUCCUUUAGUCUCAAGCAGUCAGGUGCUAGAUAUGCCGUGUGAAUUGUUCCAACAUUCCUCAACUUUUCAGGAUGAUAAAGGGAGCAAAGAGUUUUUAGUCAUGAGUCAUGGAGUCAGCGCUGAUGAGUCUGCCUGUGUUCUGCAGUCUAGUGUUAGAGAUGCUGUAGCAGAAGGAGAGGGCUGUGUAUUUGACAGGAGCAGCUUUCCUGAUGAACACAUAAGCCACUGUCAGUCGAGAGAUGAAACCCUAAGGAGCAUAAAUGCGUGCGGAGCAAAAGAGGAAAUAGGUGAAAGUCACACAGAAUUUGGUAUUUCUCAGACGUGCAUUACCAGUUCUACGGCAGGUUGUUAUGACAAACUUGAAAAAGAUGAGUGUAUUUCUAUUAUGAACAAUGCCAAUUGUAAAAAAGAGAUCAGCUUGAACAACAAACCUUCCUCGUCUAUACUUGCAGUUGACCAGCUCAGUGCAAACGUUGGCACCAGUAAACAUGCAAAGCCUACAAGAGACCAUGCAGGAAUCAGUCUGGAAGUAGAUAUUACAAAUAAAAAUAAGGAUUUGGCGUUUGGUAUUCUUCCUGGCGGUGAAAUUGGUGAGGGGAAUGAUCUAAAAAGUCAAGAAACUGAAGAAGAGAGCCUUUCACAUGAAGGAGCACCAGCCAGAAAUAUUUCAGUGCCAGACCAGGAGAGAGAGCAGGCUGAAAUAACCAAAUAUCCCCCAAGCCGCUCACCGGCUUUCAGUGCUUCUGAUGAAAACAUUAACAAAUGUAGUACCAUUGAUGACCUUAGUGAGAAACAAAGUUCUUCUAUUCAGUCAGCAUGUUUAAAGGAUAAAGACAAGAUGCUUUCACAUAGAGACAAUAGCACAGAAAUUAAAAAUGGCAUGGCCACCAAUCUAAGUGUUAAUUCAGAAGAAGAAAUAACAGAAAGCAGAAACUUUUUACGAGAUGAAAAUGUAUCACAGUGUGAUGAGGAAUAUUCUUGUAAUGAGAAAGAGACUUUGGUCUAUUGUUCAAAUGAUCAAAAACUGUCUCACAAACUCACAGCUAGGAACCACCACUUGUGCGAAAUAAACCUGAAAGUGGGUAGUGUUACUACAAAUGACUCAACGACUGACAUUUGGUCAAACUGCCUACAGGACUCACUGGCAACGGGGCAACAUUUGCGUAUUGAAAGCUCAGCUUCUACUAGUAAAAUCAGUCGUGAAAAUCUGUGGACAGUGGAUGCCAGUCAGAUUUUCGCAACGUGUGAGGACAGAGAAAGUGAUCUUAAAGCAAGUAGUAGCCCAGUGUCCGUGAUAACGGAUUCCAGCGAGAGUUGUGAUGGAUCCACAGAAAUCAGUCCGAAUGAGAUUGAUGCAAGCACAAAUCCAGUUUGCUUUUCCGAGUGUGCAUCGAGGGGCAAAUUUAACGCAAUGGAGGCCAUUCUUGCAGAAGGCACAGGAUCAGCAGAGGGCAUAGCUCUUGAGUCAGGUGAUAUUUCUUUAACACUUGACAGAGUGCAAGAUCAGGGACAUCAAGGGGAUCUUGCAAACAUCGAUAGUAAUUGCCAAUUUGUCUGCCAGACUCAGAAGCCCGCUAAUGAUUGUACAGUGGAUCUCAAAAAUCCACAAAAUCUUCAGGAAGCCAGCUUUGACGAUGUUUCGUGGUUGAUACAAGAAGCACAAAACACUUCGAUUGAAGAGUCUGGCAAAUCACACGUUGCAGUAUCAGGUGAGUAUCAUUCAUGGCAGGGACAGGAUAUCUUGGCACCAUCCCAUAGCCUUUUCAUAGAAAACACACCUAGUUGCCAGCAAUCCGUCACAGCAGGCGUGCAGGCCCCGGAAAGCACAGUUCUGGUAAACAUUCAGGCACCCGCCAUCGCUGUUUGGCCACAAGGUGAGCUACGUGCAACGGCAGAAUCACAGCUACCACUGCGAGAAAAUGCAUUUGACCCCAGUUCCAUGCUAACCUGCUGCGAGGGCCAGAUGCAAAACCUAAGUAUGGCGCCAACAACAACCUUUCUAGAUCGCAUGGGUCUGCAGGAGAUUGUUACUGAUGGCUUCGGUCAUUUCAGCUUCGCAGCACCUGCGCCUCAUGGAACGUCCACCUUUCUCCAUGGCAACCCCAGUGUUAUCAGCAUUUCCACUCCCCACCUUAACAGCAGCAUGCAGAUCGGUCCAGGUCUGCAGUCUUCUCCUUUAAUAAGUGUUUCCCAAGCACUCCCUGUGGGUACCGUUUCUUAUUCGUAUCCCCAUUCCCCGGCUGUAACCUCCCAGCAAAAUCUGGUCUCAUACCAACCUAACACAGCUGACAUUUUGUGGCAAGCUUGCCAGGAAAUAGUCAAUACGUCCAGUGCCAUCAACCUAGCAGAACCAGCAGUGUUAGCUCAGCCUUGCAACAACACCAUGGUCCCCAUGCCCUACUCCCAAGACACCCAAUGUGCAGUUGAUGGAUUCUAUAUCCGACAGGAAGAAGCAGUGGUCAGAAGCAGGGAGGCGGCUGACAUAGGUACCGGUCAACUCUCAGAGUCUCAUCAGAGGGUCGUGACCUUACCUGACUCCCGCUGGAGAGGAGCCGCAGAAGAAACCUGCAUUGAUGUGAGUGAUGAAGACUUGAAUGCAAGGGACCGAACUCAUUUACAUGGUCAGAACCAUGACUAUUCUUUAUGUCUUAAUUAUCAUAACGAACGUUUGGAUUCUGCAGAGAAUCAGUAUGGUGAUUUUAACGUUGUACCUUUGUGCUUAGAGGCUGAUGAGGAUUGUGUCCACGAAAGCCUGCCUAGUCUUGAUUGCAGCUAAGGAGACCUUUUAAUAAGAAGGAAACUGAAGGGAACAGUCUUUUAGCUGCUCACCUUCUAACACGCCGGCUUGUCAUUAUUUCAAAAUAACUAAAGCAAUAUUCUGACUAGCUGUUGAAAAUUAGUGUAGUAAAGCAAGUUUCUACCUCUUGUCAUCCAUUCAGCAAUAACACAUACACCACUUAAUUUUUUGCUUGAGGGUGGGGUGGAGAGCAGUUUUAAUUAUAAAAUUGUCCCUUUCCCCUACCCCACAACGCAUACCCCAUGACAUUGUAGGACUUUUGUCCGCCCAUGUGGAAUCUAGUGAAAAUAGUGAAUGUAUUGUUUUCUGUUGGAAUAUGGUCACACGAGUAACGAGUACCGCUUCACCAAUGUUUUUGUACAUCACCGUGGCAGUCUUGAAAACAGGUAAAUUGUUAAGUAUAUUAGCACACUACUAACGCCAUUAUUUUCAUCACCACUACAACUGUCGUCGUCAUCACAACCGGCCAUCAUCAUUAGAAUAGCUUGUUGAGAUUGUGUGAGAGCAGGCCUAAGGGAUGGGUAGAACAAAGAUAAACCGGGUACAUUUUUCAAAAAUAUUUUUAGCCCCCAAGCCGAGACCCUGUUAAGGUCAAGAAGACGAGUCAUUGUUGUUACCGAUUUCUUCUCAGUCUGGAUACCCUGAAGAGGGGCUAUUUCCUAGCAAAACAUGGAAUCUUCAUUUGGGUGCCGGUGACCGAAAAUAGAGCUGUUGACGCCGCCCGACGGACGACAAGAAGCUGCAAGCUGAAAGGUUUGUGAACAGAAAUCUUGACAUUUAAAGGAGUGAGGCGGCGGAGCUUAAAAUCACAGGCUUACGGCGUGAAGGCUUUUGAUGAGCGUGGUCACCGAUCGAUGGUCUUUAAAGUUAGGGCUGGCCUACCCGAUGCUUGGAUGCACAUAUUGAUCGGGACAGGACAAGUGGACAGACCUGUACGAACACAUGCAUGCACGUGCACGCACGUGGGCAUCUUAAUUAGGAGCCCCCCCCCUCCUUUUUUUUUUAAUCUGAUGAACAGUCAAUUACACAUAAACUGCUUUCCCCGACCAGCUGUCCUAACAAGUGAAUUUUAGAGCUCUUCCGUGUAUUUCAAGGGUUCUUCUGGCCGCUGCCUCCAACCACUAAAUCUCAGGGCGCCCUUUCCCCCAUUUCGUUCAUCUUCAAAUGACGUGGAUGAAGCUGCUGGCCGUCGAGGACGGUGCCGGAGAAGCUCCACGUCGAGCGGUGGAGCGAGGGUGCGAUCGAUUUUCGUGAUUCUUGAUGGGAGGUUAACAUGGGGGUCCGCGGCCCCGUCCAAUACCAUUUUAUUGAUCAGAACUGGCCCGCACCCAUCUGUGCCGAAAGUAAACAUCUGCUGUUGCCUGGCCCUGCCGACGCCGCAUCUGUUGGAAGAUAGAAAGAUCGUGCAAUCAGCCGUGGGAGGCAGUCCGCGCCGAGAGCAAGAGAUGGGCGUCAUUUGAUGCCCCAAAGUGCACUGAGGCGAAUUCGCAUCGGUGUUGACCGAUUUAAUGGAAAGUUUUGCCUCCAGCACGCAUGCAGUCGCAGUUAUCUGGCUUUCACUACUCACAAGUGGGAGUGUGGUGGGGGUGAGUGUGGUGGGGGUAAUUAUGGCCGGACCUGUAAUUUCGCCCCUUCCCUCCAACCUCCCUCCCCACUCCCACAUCAAACUGAACAGUGGCGCGGGAGUAAAAGAGGGUGCUCGAGCUUUGCUUGCGUGUCUUUCAGGGCUUCUCUAUAAACCUUGUUUCUUAUAGACCAGACACACUCCACAUCGCCCGUUUACCGUCCUUCACGAGACAAGGAGUUUGAAUCAAGCUGGUAACGAGUCAGUAAUCUGAGGUCCAGUCAGCGGGGGAGGGUAGUAAGGCGAGAGAGAAAAGGAAAACUAUGUAUAGGAGUAUAGAAGACGAGAAAGUUUUUUUAUUGGGGGGGGGGGAACUGAUUGACGGGGAUCAUAUGAGAUCGUUGGGGUUUUUGUGUGAGUUAGGAUAAGACCGUUACACACGGAACUGUAUAACUGGAAAAGCUGGAGUGACUGGGGACCAGCGAGGAAGGAGACACUUUCAUGCAGAGAAGGAGCUGAAAAGCCUUGGAGCGGAUGGGAAUUGAGAAGAGGCGGAGGGCGAUGACGAUGUCGACAGAGACUGAUGGAGCAGGAACCGGAAGGAGCGGCACGCCUAUGUUUUAUCUCUGAGGAACGUGCGGAGAAAACCGGUGAUACACUGCCGCCGCCUUAUCUUACACUGCCCCUUGGAACCUGUUGUGCAGCGCCACCGGAUGCUUGAUUUUGCCCUUCCCUCCCCUUCCAAGAAAUGACAUUGUUUUCAUUUCCUUGGAUUAAUUUUUUUCCAUGGUGUUAAAAAUUCUAGCCACUCUUCUUAACGGCUUCCCAUCUCCAUCUCAUUUCACCAGCAGAAUGUCCAUAGCUCUCUCUCCCCAUCCAUCAGUUGAUUCCCCACUCGACCUCUGUGGCUCCCUCCUCCUCUUUCUUCUCAAAUGCCUCCCCUGAACAUAAAGAAGGCUGUGUGGUCGCCUGCAUUAGCAAACUGGCCCACAAGCAACAAGUUUUCGGCUGCUAGUCCGUUCUGCGCUGCCCUUGUCGGGAACAGUUAACAAGAGCUACUGGGUCGCUUUCACAUUACUCGGUGGAGCACACAUCAUAAUCCGCUUUUAGCGGCAUCCAGCUUCAUGGCAAAGCUUCCUUUUGUUCCCUUCCCUUUCAUCAGUGCACGCCAUUCUCCUUACUUCACUAAAAGCCAGUUGAUUCAUUUUAUAGCUAUAGAUUUUCCUCCUCUUACGACUGACUUGUUGUAGUGGAAAUCUCCACACACACACACGUACGCGCGCGCACUCGUUCCCUUUUUUCAAAAUUUUUUUUUAACUACAACUCAGACAAGCAGUAACUCAGAGAAGAUUGGUAUAGUAUUUUAAUUUUGCAGCCGUUGGAAGCUUUCGUGAUUAAUGAUUGGUUAAACGCACUCGACGGGCGUGACGUAUGCACCAGCUAACGGACGGUUUCGCUUCGUUUAACGAAGGGCAGUGAUUGCUUCUCACCCCUCCCCCCCGUCCCCGUCUCCCCCACAUCGACUCCCAUCCUCCUCACCGACCCGCCCACCCGUAGCUGCGGCACUCGGUUUUCAGUUUUGCUGCAACGAUGUCACGUGGUCGUUUAGCUGGAAGCAGUGUUUUAGCAUGACAGUCGCAUCCUAAUUUAUACGUAUUGCCGGCAGGAUAACGGGCUCCUAAUUUACACGUAUUGCCAGCGCGUGCUCGUCCCUCCAUGGGGUUUUUCUCGACCGUCACGUGACCUGCGUAACCUGCGACAACAUCGAAUGAAACUGUAGAAUUGCCAGCCCACUGCGGCGGCGGCGUGCAGAUCACAAAGUGCUUUCUUGGUAUCGAUUACAAUUAAGAUCGUUUACUGCGGACAGUGGAAAUGGGAGAGCCUCUUCUCUCUCUCUCUUUUUUUUUUUUUUUGAGUGUUGAGUGAGGUGGGGGGAUUGGUACACACCCACAAUCUUUGCUCGUGCAAAAUUGUCGCUUACAAUUUAACGUUCAGAAGUGACUCAUGAAGCAGCUUUGUUUCCGGAUUAUGUUGAUAAAAAGGCUCUUUCUCUCUCUCUCACACACACACCCGAUGUAAUCUGUGUAUACUCAGUCCUCUGAUCGUGUCGUUUUAAGUCGGUCCGCCCGUUCGUGCUCAAUGCAAACGUGACCCUUCCUGUCAUUGGAUACAUUUUACAGUGGCUAUUGAUGUUUUCGGCAAAUGGUAAAAGAGAAACGUAGAUAGUUUUGUUAAGUAAUUCUCAGCCCACUAAUCAAAUAUUUAUUUAGUUAAAUAAGAUUUCUGGCCCGAUUAAAAGGCGAGAAAACGAUUGAAACACUUGUGGCGAAUCGCUCACAUCGAGCUCUCGGCGUGUAACCUGUUCCGGUUUAUGGCACGGACAUUAGGUCUGAUCGCCGGUUAAGGUGCGACCGUGGUGGGGAAACGGUAUCAUUUUCUCAGCAAUUUCAGGCUUGAAGGAUUUAUUUCACACGAAAAUUGCCUCCGUCCUAGCCAAAUAUGAGAUGUUCCCGAUAUUUAAAAAAAAAAUGAAUGCAAGGAUUGUCUGCAAGUUAUUUUGUUGUCGGCUGUUUACUACAUGUGUGGAGAGGUUCCACCCUUCCCCCCGCCAUUUUCGAUUUAGAAGAUGGGUGGGAUGAUGCAUGAGUACUUUGUGAUGCGUGCUUUCUUUGUUGGUUUUUUUAAGGGGGCAGGCAGGGUGUUUAUAAGGUAAAAAAAAAAAAAUAAUAAUCUACGCGCGUUCAUCAUAGUUCCCCACUACGUUCUGUACUGAGAUUUUAUUCCGAGGGGUUAGCACGCGCCUUGUUCAAAACACCUUCUUGGCGUCAGACUGCUGUAUCCAGAGUCUGUUCGUAGUCUGCGAUAACGAACAUCUAGUGGGAAUGAAGUCUUUGAUAAGUCUCACGAUACACGAAGAGAACAGCAGUAGGCAUCUCAAGCCAAAGGCUGAAGAGGGCGGCUGGGCGGCGGUGGUGGUGGUAAGGAGUGAACGAAGACGGGUAGGGAGAGAGUGAUCGUUUCCCCAACUGCUCGAUAGCUGAAGCAAUGAUUUUGGCAGUGCCGUUGCUUGCCACGCAGUGAACACGAAAAAGAGAAGGCACUGGAUUUGCAAUCAUUUAUCUUUCAUGUGUAGGGAUUGCUUAUGUAUGAAGUUCACGCGAUAUUGUAACAGGACUUCCAGAAAAGAAGGCCUAUUCUUUAACAUUUUCAUUUCUAACUGGUUUUAUAAAGUUCUCACUAUUUCCAUAUAUUUUCUGCACUGCAGGUGCCAUGUGAUCUAUAUCUGAAAAAGUUACAAAAAGCAAACUUCAAUGUUUUUGAGCCGAAAGUGCAAGAGCGCAAUACUUUAUUUCCUCUGCAUUUAUGGCUGCAGAAAUUAAAAGGCAGAUAUUGAUAUUAAAAUAAAGAACUGGGAUUAGU